AUGGACGACCCCGCGCUCGCGUGCGGGACCGCCGCGCCGCCGCGCGCGAACGGCGCGACGCGCGCGAGCGUCGUCGAGCGCGGGUCCUUCGAAGACGUCGGCGCGAGGUGCGACGCCGUCGACGUGCUACGAACGACCUCCCGAACUCUAAGAUCCGCCAAAGGUCGCCACCGAACUCUAAGAUCCGCCAAAGGUCGCCAGUGGUCUAAGAACGACCAUCCCGUCCUCGCUCCCGACCGACGCGCCCCGCCCCUCCCCCUCCUCUCCUCCUCCGCCGUCAGGUACGCCGCGGCGCAGUGGCCCUGCCGGAAGAACGAGGACCGCGUGCACGUCUCCGGCGCGAUCCCGGGGCUGUGCGACGCGGUCGUGCAGCUCUACGACUCGCACGGCGGAAAGUACGCGGGUCAGGCGCGUUCUAUCCCGUCUCACGCUGGUCCCCAUACGACCGCGCCGCGUCGGCGGGGUGAACGCCGUUCCUUGAGACUUUUCUUCCCGGCGCAUCUCUCCGCCCAGGGUCCCUCGCUUUCAAUCCCGACGCGCCUCGACGCCUUUCGACGCCAACCGACGCCUUUCAACUCCACCCGGACAUCGUUCGCUCGCAUGGAAUCCAUGGACCCCCAGUUCUGCGUCGACCAGCUCGUGCCCGCCAUCGAGGAGGCCUUCUUCUCCGCGCCGAGCCACACCAGGUUCGCGCGCGACCGCGACGCGCUCCUCGCGCCAGAGUUCCUCGACAAGCACGGGUUCCAUCGCGGGUUCGACGACGCCGUCGUCCGCGCGUUCGCGCGCGUGGACGAGGAGAAAAACGCCGACGGGGACGUGUGCGUCAAGAUCGCGUGGUGCGGGGACUCCAGGGCAGUCAUCGCGCGCGAUCACGAUCUCGCGCGUAUCCUCGACCUGACCAGAGACCACAAGCCCGAGGAUGAGUCGGAGCAGCGGCGCAUAGAGUCGCACUACCGACGCAUCGCGGGCGACGAUUCGUACGGACGCUCGCACGCGUACUCGCCGAGCCCGGAGGCGAGUACGCGAGCGGGGACGCGGGGGAUGCCCGCGGUGGAGGUGAAGAUCGGGCACAGGGAUCUGUUCGCGUCGUUCGAAGCGAAUAGAGAAGAGAAGGAGGAGACGGACGAGAAAUCGAAAUCAUUUCGACGGCAAGACAGCGCCGGUGAGAUCGUCGACGAGCCGCCGACGACGACGACGCGGGCGCGAACGCGCGCGCAAACGCAAACGCGGCGGGCGAGCGCGGUCGAGAUCACGGACGUCGUCCUCGCGGAGAUGCGCGCGAGCGCGAGCACGCCGUCGCUCGAGGUGAUCGAGCGAGAGGGCGAGAGCGAGCGCGGCGCGACGACGCCGAGCGAGACGCCGCGGACGUCGCUCACGACGUUUUUACGGCGCGCGGAGCGAUUCCCGGACGAGCUGAACGACGCUUCGCAGGAAGAGGAAGAGGAAGAGGAGGAGGGAGAAGCGCGCGACGUCGCGGCCGCGCUCCCCGCGCACGCGCACCCCGCGUUCGACCGCAGCCGGAGCGGCAAGCACGGCGCGCACGGCGCGGGGACGCAGAUGUCCUUCGUGGGGUGUUACGUCGACGCCGCCGGGAAGUCGCUGUCGAGAGAACGCGUCUUCUCGUCCUCCGGGGACUCGCACGGGGUGUCGCGGAGCAUCGGCGACCGCGGCGCCGCGCGCGCGUGCGUCUCUGCGCCGGAGAUCAACAACGUGCGGAUACCGAGCGGGAAGGGCGCGCGGAUCGUCGUCGCGUCGGACGGGGUGUGGGAUUGCUUCGCGUCGGCGGCGGCGAUGAAAAAGGCGCGUUCGUUCUCCUCACACUGGUUCCCAUACGACCCCGUCGGCGUGGUGAACGCCGUUUCUUAA
Molecule: messenger RNA, 1866 nt
Organism: Micromonas pusilla CCMP1545
Lineage: Eukaryota; Viridiplantae; Chlorophyta; Mamiellophyceae; Mamiellales; Mamiellaceae
Exons: 2
Coding region: 1-1866 (621 amino acids)
Biological process (GO): protein dephosphorylation
Molecular function (GO): protein serine/threonine phosphatase activity
Source: RefSeq, a predicted model, not a curated record